Agrilus planipennis (emerald ash borer) is the source of this 1638-nucleotide messenger RNA. RefSeq lists its product as uncharacterized. Gene Ontology annotation, molecular function: catalytic activity. The transcript is spliced from 6 exons. NCBI's taxonomy places the organism in Eukaryota, Metazoa, Arthropoda, Insecta, Coleoptera, Buprestidae. The record is from RefSeq and is a predicted model, not a curated record. The coding region runs from base 1 to 1638 and encodes 545 amino acids.
AUGGUACAGAUACCGGGUUUCUCCAUCCACCGCCGAGACCGUCUUGAUGGGACCCAUAGAGGUGUGAUCAUCGAUGCUGCACAUCAGAUAGAUGGCAUCCCACUCCAUACUGUCCGCAGGACACACCUGGAACGCCACCCUGUCGAGGCUCUCUGGCUGGACUUCUCUCUGGGACUUCUUCACUUCACACUGGGCGGAGUUUACCGACCCCCUCGUCCAGAAUUGGGUCUACAGGAAUCCGAUAACCUGCUCUUCGCUACUAUUGAACGUCUCUCAAAUGAAAACUCUCCCUUGGUUGUGUUCGGCGACUUCAACUUGCCAACGAUAACGUGGGCCGAAAGCAUCAUCACUACGGGUGCUGUGGUGGAACGUGCCUUCUUGGAAAUGUACACUCGCACCAACCUGGUGCAGAAGGUAACCUUCCCAACCAGACAUAGACGGCAACAGACACCCUCAAUCCUAGACCUUAUCCUUACUAAUGACGCCGACUUUAUUGCCGCGCCUAUUUCACGCUGGCCCUUGAGUUGCAUUGACCACGAUAUCCUCCACACACACACCCAAGUGGACGUACUAACACCGGCUUCUCAGACUCGUCCAUGUUACCACAAAUCGAAGUACGACGUUAUCAGGGAAUCGCUGUCGCAAUACCACAACAACUCCAUAGCUCUUCUCCAGGCACACAUUCCUCUAAACAGAACUCUUGUCAAUCCGGACAAAACCUGGUUUGACCACUCCAUUAGGAAACUUGCACGCCAAAAACUAAGAACAUGGAAGCGAUACAAGACCACUGGUUUCGACUGCGACUACUCAUCACACAGAACCAUCACAAAGUCAGAUGCCUCGAAGGUGAUCAAAACCUCAACCGGCCUACUGGCCACCGACCAGGCUUCCAUUGCUGAAACCUUUGUGGAUGAAUUUCAAAAGGUCUAUACUCUUGAACCCCCACUGACCCCGGAACAACAGCUACUGCCUUCAGACGGGCCCACCGCCGCCCUGGAGGACACAUACUUUUCCAUCAUAGAAGUGGGCCAGACUCUCUGCAGUCUAAGCCUGGUGGCCUGUGUCACUUCUGGUGUCCUUCUGGAGGAUUGGAAAGAGGCUCUUGUCACUCCCAUCUUCAAGAAGGGUGACCAGACGGAUCCUAUCAACUACCGUCCGAUCAGCCUUACAAGCCCAGUCGGUAAGGUCAUGGAGCGAAUAGUGGUGCGCCAGAUGCUAGACUUCAUUACCGAGCGCAGGGCCUUUUCCAAGGCUUUCGACAACCGCUUGAUUGUAAAUCUGCAACGUCUGAGCAUUAGGGGGAAACUCUUAGCCUGGAUCCGAAGCUAUCUCAACGGGUCGGUCCUCGGCCCACUCUUGUUUGUCCUUUACACGAUUGACAUUGGAAGGGAUUUCACCUGCAGAUGGAAUGCGUAUGCUGAUGACACGAUGCUCUUUGCUGACCCGGUACUGUCUCACCAACAACUACAGUGUUGGGUCCUACACAUCAGCAAGAAGAAAAACUCUCCAGUAACCUACUUCUUGGGAAACACCAGGAUUGAAACCACGAGCUCGCAAUUGGAUCUUGGUGUUGUCAUUACUGAAAACCUCAAGCGGGACCAGCAAGUUCGUGUAGACGCUAGAAAGGCCAACCGCUAG